This is a messenger RNA of Ictalurus furcatus (blue catfish), 3494 nucleotides long. It is a transcript of the gene map3k7cl, whose product is annotated as map3k7 C-terminal like. Gene Ontology annotation, cellular component: nucleus; cytosol. Bases 209 to 640 code for a protein of 143 amino acids. NCBI's taxonomy places the organism in Eukaryota, Metazoa, Chordata, Actinopteri, Siluriformes, Ictaluridae. The transcript has 5 exons. The record is from RefSeq and is a predicted model, not a curated record.
UGUUUCUGAAGAGUAGACGAGAUGUUUCUUGUGAAAAUGGUCUUCUUCUCCUCUCUGGCCCUCAUUAGCUGGCCCAGAUGAUUGCAUGACAAGCUCACUGUGGAAAGCUCUGACACGUCCUGCACGCUUUUUCUGUGGAAGGAGUCACUCUUGAACCUUGUUAAGUUUAAGGACUUUCUAAGAAGUAAGCGUUUGUUGCCAGGAAUAAAUGAUCACCUCAGCAAGACGAAUCACCUCAGACAAACCUGAAGUUCAAAUCUCCUUCAGCCUUGAUGAGUCCUCAGAGCUGACCGAUGCAGAGGAUCAAUUUCCAUCUUUCCCUGACCUUGAGCAACGCCUGCAGCCAGUGUUGCCAUGUCAGUCUCUAAAGGAGUCUGUCCAAGUCUACAGAGACCAUUGCAGAAUGGCAAAAGAGUUUCACCAGGUUAAAACAGAAAUCGCUCUGCUGGAAGACAGAAAAAGGGAGCUGAUAGCUGACCUGGCUGAGGACGAGAAGGUGACAUUGGAGAUUGCUCGACUGGAGGAAGAGUUCCGCCUUUUGACGGAGGAGAACCGUACUCUCGUCACCAUGUACACGGAGCGCACUCAGCAGCUUGCAAAUUUACGCAUAGUCAAUCAGAAGAGGCAGGGUUCCUCAUGACCCUUUGCCUUUUGUGCAGUGGUCAGAAUGAAUGUGUUUCAAGAUUUUUUUUUUCUUUUAUGAGCCACCUUAACAUUGGGGUAUGAUACAAUGUACAUUUAACAUGCCAUCAGUGUUUUGCUGUACUCACCAGCAGUUAAAAAUGGUGAGCAUUACUCUUAUAUAAUGUGAGGUUGAGAUCAGUACAAUGAAAGGGUGAGUAUUUCAUAUUAAGAAGAGUAAAUAUUUGAGAUCAUUGUAUCAUGGUUCAAACUCUAUCAACAGCUAAAGAGAGAAAAUGGCUCUCUAGCACUUAUUGAUUGUAAUACAGAUCUUAGAAUUCUAGGCAACUGUUUAGGUGACUAAAGGGUUUUAUUCUAAACCUGGAUUUACAAUAUAAAAUAUUCAUUAAUGAAUAAUGGAUAUAGUUAGCUGUGUCCUGCAAUGAGUAAUAAAAAUGAAAGUGUGCUGCGUUAAUACCAAUCUGAGCAAGAAGCACUUGUAAAAUGAUCAUGAUUGGUUAUUGGGUCUGCAUUGGAGACCAGAGGAUUAUCUAUUCUGACUCUUAUAUGGGCUCAGGUUAGGGGCUUGUAUGAUGUGUAUAUAUGCAAGUAUAAUAAAUAACUAGAAUUUUGACAAAAAAAACAAACAAAAAACCCCCCCACAAAGCAACAGAAUAUAGUUAUGGUUAAAUUAAUCACAAUUUAAAUCAAUAAAUACAUAUACUGGUGCUGAAUCCAGAAAGCUGAACAUGAUGAUUGCUCCUGAGUAUCUCAGUUCAAGUGUUUUAUGUUUAAUUCAAAAUUCACACUUCCUAUGAUGUCUGUUGUAAACGAUAAAGAGGCUAAAUUUCUAUAUUAUGCUAUUUUUAUAAAUAUGGCAUCCCUGGUGGAGAACAUUCUGGGUUCUGAAGUUUUGUAAAGGAUCACAUCAAUCCUAUCAAUAAAUGCUUUUUAAUGUUUUAUUUUUUUUAAUCUUUUGCUUUUUACUUUCCAACCUGCAUGUCUUCUCAUUAUUUGUCUGAUAUUCAGAACUUGGUCAUUGAUAAACUGACAUAGUUAUAUCACUCUUUAAAUGUAAAUAUUGUGGCUAUUCAUACUGUAUGUCAGUGAUUUUGUGUCAUUUCCUUUAGUAAAUAUAUCCUUAAUUAACAAGAGAAUCAUGCAAAUUGAAUAUUCUUCACUAUGGUGAGUCAAUAAUAAGAAACUGCCUCAUUUAAAAUGAGAUCAGCACAUGGUGGGAUUGUGAAAUCCUUCAUAAUGCAAUGUCUCUCAUCCCACGCAGUAUUAUCAGACAACUUCAGAAAGAUGCAGUUGAUAUAGCUCUGGCUAUGCAGUAGAAAUUAUAUGAUAAAUAUGAAUAUGCAUGUGGUGCAGUGUUGCUACCUCACAACUCCAGGGAUCUGGGUUUGAUCUUGAGCUUAGGCCCAGAAACCAUCAUCCAAAAACAUUCCAGUAGGUGAACUGGCUAUAUUAAACUGACCCUUAGUCAUGUCCUAUUUGGGGUGAGUUCUCACAGUGCUGCCAACAAAGGCACCACGCUGACCAGGAUAAUGUGGUUACUGAAAAAGAAUGAAUAAAUAUUGAGUAUUAACAUAUAACAUCAAUAUUGAAGCCUGAAAUCUCAAACAUAAAUGUACUGUAAAUUAGUAAUAUAAAUUUUUUCAUUAUAUUUUUUUUCUAGUUCGAUCUUGAAACCAAGUUAUUGUCUGUAUGGAAUUUCACAUUCUCCCAGUGUUUGUGUGGAUUUCCUUUAAGUUCUCUGGUUUCCUCCCACCGCUUAAAAUCAUGCCAGUAGGUGGAUUGGCUAAGUUAAAUUGCUCCUGGGUAUGAAUGUGAUAUGUGUGUGUGUGCGCGCGUAUACAUACUCUGCCUGUGCCUGGGGCCCCACUGCUCUUUUGCCCCCUUGAAUGUACUCAUAUCGACCUACACACACACAUAGACUGCACAAACCUGUUCAACUUUUAUAUGUCAGAUGAAGUUUCAAUUUUUUAUAUUUUAUUACUCUAAAUUUCUACAUAAGUUUCCUACAUAAUUUCCAACAGGCUUUCCACUAGAUUUUGGAGCGUGGCUGGGAUUUGUCCAUUCAGCCACAAGAGCAUUAGUGAGGCCAGGCACUGAUGUUGGGUGAGGACGCCUGGGGGGCCUCCUUCAUCCCAAAGAUGCUCAGUGUGUUUGAGGUCAGGGCUCUGUGCAGGCCACUCAAGUUCUUCCACUCCGACGUUUGCUUUGUGCACAGGGGCAUUGUCAUGUUGGAACAUGUUUGGGCCCUUUAUUUCCAGGGAAAGGAACUUGGAGUGCUCCAGAAUACAAAGAUGAUUGUGUGCUUCCAACUUUGUGGCAGCAGUUUGGGGAAGGCCUACAUUUGUUUGCGAUGGUCACAUGUCAACAAACUUGUGGAUGAGGACUAAGAGGUAUUGUAGUUUCAGAUUUUUUUUUAAUCGCCCACAAAGCAUCUCCUUUUGUCAAAUUCAACAGGAAACAGUGACAUUUUGAUAAUGUAGUGGUAGAAUGUAGUAUGCAGUACUCGUUCUCUCAUUCAUGUUACAGCUGGAACUAAUGUCCAAACCGGACUGUUAUAUGAAAAUAAUGUACAAAUUAGAUUUGAGAAUUUCUCCAUGCUGUGGUAUAGCAACAACGGUAUGUUUUUUAAUUGUUUAAUAACAACAUAAUUUUAAUCCAUUAUUGUGAAGCGUCAAGGCCCUGUGAAUGAGUUGUUACUAUAAAAGCGAUAAGAAGGAGCACAUUAAUGUACACCUGUGAUUUACAGUCAUUAACUCUCAGGAAUUUGUUUUACGCCAUCGCCCUUCUUUAUGCUGAUACGGCCAAAUUUGACCUAUUUGUUACUUUAUUUAUUAAUAAACCGGAGAAUCUUG